CUUUGGUCGUUGUGGACUACAGUUCCCAUAAGCCUUUGCAGCACUCGCGGAAGUCCUUUUCUUUCUUUUCCGGUGUCGGUGGAUUCCUUUUCGGAAAUACAUCGGCGGUCACAAUGGCACCCCUCCGACCCCUCACAAAGCCUAAAAUCGUCAAGAAAAGAACCAAGAAGUUCAUUCGCCAUCAAUCAGACCGAUAUGUCAAGAUUGCGAAAAACUGGCGCAAGCCCAGAGGUAUUGACAACAGGGUCCGCAGGCGGUUCAAGGGGCAGAUGCUCAUGCCCAACAUCGGUUACGGUAGUAACAAGAAGACAAAGUAUAUGCUGCCAAGUGGCUUCAAGAAGUUCCUGGUGCACAAUGUCAAGGAGCUGGAAGUUCUGAUGAUGAGCAACAAGUAA
Messenger RNA from Hippocampus comes (tiger tail seahorse), 395 nucleotides. Its product is annotated as 60S ribosomal protein L32-like. The transcript is spliced from 3 exons. The record is from RefSeq and is a predicted model, not a curated record. Gene Ontology annotation, molecular function: structural constituent of ribosome. NCBI's taxonomy places the organism in Eukaryota, Metazoa, Chordata, Actinopteri, Syngnathiformes, Syngnathidae. Gene Ontology annotation, biological process: translation. Bases 114 to 395 code for a protein of 93 amino acids. Gene Ontology annotation, cellular component: ribosome; cytosolic large ribosomal subunit.